Messenger RNA from Labrus mixtus (cuckoo wrasse), 2250 nucleotides. RefSeq names its product protein tyrosine phosphatase non-receptor type 6 (gene ptpn6). The record is from RefSeq and is a predicted model, not a curated record. Lineage: Eukaryota; Metazoa; Chordata; Actinopteri; Labriformes; Labridae. Bases 304 to 2055 code for a protein of 583 amino acids. Gene Ontology annotation, biological process: protein dephosphorylation. The transcript is spliced from 15 exons. Gene Ontology annotation, molecular function: protein tyrosine phosphatase activity.
AAUUGUAGUAAAUUACAGGGCGGGAGGAUCGGCUGUGCUGGUAAUGAAGCCUGAUAUCUUAUCAACAGAGAGAGAGGCUAAUUCAGAGUGAGGCUGAGCACAAGUGAACUUCGACAGUAACAAAAAAAACAAAGGGAGCAGACCUGGAGUGGCUGUCAAUGUAACCUGACUCUGAGUGUGAGUGUGGAUAUUUGGAAGAAGAAACAUACUGACCAUCUUUAUAAACAACAAGACACAUUUGGAGUCUUCACAUCCAGAGUGCAGAAGAGCCAAGACUGAGUCACGACUGCAAGGGGCCCGACCAUGUCUUGUGGGUGGUUCCACAGAGACAUCACAGGCCUGCAGGCCGAGGAAAUGCUCAAGAACCGAGGCAUACAUGGCAGCUUUUUAGCCCGACCCAGCAAGAAAAGUGUGGGAGAUUUCUCACUGUCUGUCAGGGUGGCCGAGCUGGUGACCCACAUCCGCAUCCAAAACACAGGAGACUUCUACGACCUAUACGGUGGGGAGAAGUUUGCCACCCUGUCUGAGCUGGUUGAGUACUACACGGCAGAGAACGGCAUCCUGCAGGACAAAGAUGGCACCGUCAUCGAGCUCAAAUACCCCCUGAAUUGCUCUGACCCCACCACAGAGAGGUGGUACCACGGUCACCUGUCCGGGCCCAAUGCAGAGAAACUGCUCGGUGCUCGAGAUGAUCCGGGGACAUUUCUCGUCCGAGAGUCGCUGUCCAAACCUGGAGACUUUGUUCUGUCGGUUCUGACAGACGAGAAGAGCAAAAGCGGAGGAAAGAGGGUCUCCCACAUCAAGAUCAUGUGUCAGAACGACAGGUACACAGUGGGAUGUUCAGAGUUGUUUGACACACUGACAGACUUGGUGGAAUAUUACAAACGCAAAGGCAUCGAGGAGAUGUCGGGGAACUGGGUGCAUUUAAGACAGCCGUAUUACUCCACCAGAGUGAACGCAGCAGACAUCGACAACAGAGUGAGACAGCUGGAUGAGACCGCACAGCAGCUGAAGGAGGGCGAGGGAGAGAAGAGCAAGGCGGGCUUCUGGGAAGAGUUUGACGCUCUUCAAAAGUUGGAGGCGAAGGUGAAAAAGAGCCGAGAGGAGGGCCAGAGGCCUGAAAAUAAGAGCAAAAACAGAUACAAGAAUAUUCUUCCCUUCAAUGACACCAGGGUGAUCCUGCAGGACACUGAUCCUGAUGUCGUAGGUUCGGAUUACAUUAAUGCCAACUACGUGAGAAACACCCUGUGGGAGGCCGCAGAUCAGAAAGUUUACAUUGCCACCCAGGGAUGCCUUGCAACAACUGUCAACGAUUUCUGGAAGAUGGUUUGGCAGGAGAACACGAGGGUGAUUGUCAUGACAACCAGAGAGGUGGAGAAAGGCCGGAAUAAAUGUGUGCCGUACUGGCCCGACCCUGAGAGCUCCAACGAGUUUGGUCCAUACGUGGUGAUGUGUCAGUCAGAGAGGGAAGCUGCAGAUUACAAAGUCCGAGUUCUGGAGAUGGCUCCUUUGGACAAGCCUAAACAUUCUCGUACCAUUUGGCACUAUCAGUACAUGAGCUGGCCUGACCAUGGCGUCCCUCAGGAGCCGGGUGGCGUCCUCAGCUUCCUCACUCAAGUGAACACCAAACAGGCUGAAUAUCCCGAUGCUGGACCCAUGAUCAUCCACUGCAGCGCUGGGAUUGGUCGAACAGGCACCAUCUUGGUGAUUGACAUGAUCAUCGAGACCAUUGACACUAUUGGUCUAGACUGUGACAUUGACAUCCCCAAAUACAUCCAGAUGGUGCGAGAGCAGCGCUCUGGCAUGGUGCAGACAGAAGCUCAGUACAAGUUCAUCUAUCUGGCUGUUUCUGAGUACAUUCAGACCACCAAGGCCAAAGACUGUGCUUACAUGGAAGCUGACACAGAGUAUGGAAAUCUGCAACUCAAACACCAACCAGCCAGCAGGAAGGUCUCAAAAAACACAGAGGACGUUUACGAGAAUCUGUCCAAAGGAAAGAAGGAUGUGAAGAAGCAAAAGUCAGACAAGAAAAGUGGCUCAGUGAGGAAAAGAUAGAAGACUGAGCAGAUUUACCAAAGUACGUCAUGUUUUAUAUUUAUGCAGGCACUGUUCUGUGGAGGCUUUUAUUUGAGUGGGAAAAUACCCCCCAAAUAAGGUGUGAAAUCAGAGAAACGAUAAUGUGAUGUCUUCUGAAAUGUCCCAUGAAUGCUUGGAUGCAUUUGUUGAAAAUAAAGCCUUCCUUGUUGCAAA